CCAUGCCCUCAGUAAGAAUAUGAAACCACUAAAGAUGGUGAAGGAUUUGCGAGUAGGCGAGACAAUAUCACCUUGCCUAUAACUGUAAACAUUAAUUUCAGUAAUGCACGUCUUUGUACAGAAGUUUACAAGGAAUUAUUAGGUAAAAUGGAUGUUUCUUCCAAGGUAAAGGUGGCAGUAAGGGUCAGGCCUUUAAAUAGGCGAGAGAUAGAACUUGGAACUGACAUUUGUAUAGAUAUGGACAACAAUCAAACAUUUCUCAAAGCAAUCAAGGCAGAGAGGAAACCGCCAAGGACAUUUGCGUAUGAUUACUGCUUUUGGUCAAUGGACGAAGAAGUUGAAAAGUUUGCAAGCCAGGAAUUCGUUUAUAAAUGUCUUGGAAAAGGCGUUGUAGACAAUGCAUUUGACGGAUAUAAUGCUUGUAUUUUUGCAUAUGGACAGACAGGAUCAGGAAAGAGCUACACAAUGAUGGGAUCACCUUCCGCAAAAGGUCUGAUUCCAAGAAUUUGUGACUGCUUGUUUGAAAACAUCGCAGGAAAACACGAGGAAGAUCCUAACAUGAGUUUUAAGGUUGAGGUGUCUUACAUGGAGAUUUACAAUGAGAAAGUCAGAGAUCUUCUUUGUCCUAAGAGUGACAAGCAAAAUUUGAAGGUUCGAGAGCACAAACUUCUUGGCCCGUAUGUUGAUGGGCUGUCAAAACUAGUUGUGUCCUGUUUCCAGGAUAUAGAAAAUCUAAUGGUAGAGGGAAACAAAUCUAGAACUGUGGCUGCCACCAUGAUGAACGCCGAAAGCAGUCGCUCUCACGCUGUUUUCAACGUCGUUCUUACGCAACGGAUAUAUGAUCCACAUACAGAGAGUACUGGUGAGAAAGUUAGCAAGAUAAGUUUGGUGGACUUGGCAGGGAGUGAACGGGUGUCAAAAACUGGUGCUGCGGGGGAUCGGCUCAAAGAAGGAGGCAACAUCAACAAAUCUUUAAGUACCCUGGGGUUGGUUAUAUCGGCUUUGGCAGACCAGGCCAGUGGGAAACAUCGAAAAGGUUUUGUUCCUUACAGAGACUCUGUCCUCACUUGGCUUCUCAAGGAUAACCUUGGUGGCAACAGUAAAACUGUCAUGGUUGCUACGAUUAGUCCUGCUGCUGACAAUUACGAGGAGACGCUUUCCACCCUUCGGUAUGCGGACAGAGCAAAGAGAAUAGAGAAUCACGCUGUCAUCAACGAAGACCCGAAUGCAAAGAUAAUACGAGAACUGCGGCAAGAGGUUGAGCGCCUGCGGGAGCUGCUGCAGAGCAAAGCAAUCGACUUGUCACAAAGCACUUUAUCGAAAUCCGGUAGAGAUAGUGCAGAAACGGGCAAUAUUCGGGAAGAGCUUGCAGAAAAUGAGAAAUUGAUUCAAGAAUGCACGAAGACCUGGGAAGAAAAGGAAAAACAGACAGAGAUGAUUCACAAGGAGCGUCACCAGAUCUUAGAAGAAAUGGGCAUCAGCGUACAGGACUCUGGGAUUGGCGUGAAAGAGGGUCGCUACUUUCUUGUAAAUCUCAAUGCAGAUCCUUCAUUGAACGAGCUACUGGUUUAUUACUUAAAGGAACAUACAUUGAUUGGUCGACACAACUCCCCCAAGCUACAAGAUAUACAACUGAGUGGCCUUGGCAUAUUAAAGGAACAUUGCAUAGUUGACAUUGACGAUGAGAUUGUUUACUUAGAACCUUUUGCGGAAGCGAGGACUUGUGUAAAUGGCCAACAGAUAUCUGAAAGGACGCAGCUUCGCCACGGUGAUCGAAUUCUCCUGGGAAAUAACUACUUCUUCAGACUUAACUGCCCUCAUUCGACCACACAAAUGCAAGAUGCAGCUAGCGAUCAAACUCUGGAUUUCGAUUUUGCACAGACUGAACUUAUGCUCAAUGAAUUUUACUCGCUUGACGGGCCUGCCACGGCCGAUAAGAAUGGCAAGAGUUUCAGGCUAUUUAGCAAGGAACCAAUCAAGGAUAUCAUCAAACAUCUAGAAGAGCACCAUGAAAAAGAGAAACAGGGUGCAUUGGAGGAGCAAAGAAAGCAAUACGAGGAAGAAAUAGAAAGACUACGGAAGAACACCCCAGUAGAUUCACUGUCAGAUGCCCCCCAAAGCAUGGAUGGAAGACUGAGUCUCACAACCUCUGGUUAUGGAUCACGACUUUCGGAUCGUGAAGGAUCAAAUUUCAACCUCCUUGAGGAAAAGAACCAAGACCCAUUUGAAGGGAGAGAUAUGUCGUUUGAAGAGAGCUUACGAGUUUUACGAGAAGAAGUACUCAGAGCCAAUUCGUUUGUCAGGGAAGCCAAUCAACUUAGCAGUGAGAUGGGUAAAAACGUCGAGUAUGCAGUCACGUUACAGAUUCCAACAUCAAGCUUGAGUCUCGGUGGAAACAGAACGCCUUUGACCAGCGAAGUAGCCAUAGUUGUCAAGCAUAGCAAACGCGGAACCCAAGUGUGGUCUGUCGAGAAAUUGAAGAACAAACUAUACGGAAUGCGCGAUCUGUAUCAGCAGACAGUUAUGGAGAGCUCAGCUAGUCCUGACAGCGAUAGUUUUGAUGACGAUGGACUGUUUUAUGAAGUUGAAUGUCAUACGCUGAUUGGCGUUGCCACCAUAUGGCUCGAGUGUCUGUUCGAAAGUGUCCCAUUAGACUAUGCUGCCCCAAUCAUCAGCCAACAAGGAGAGGUUUGUGGGAAGCUCAUGGUUGACAUAAGGCGCCUUCAUGACGGGAGUGAUAGUGAGAGUCAGUCAUCGGGUGACAGCGAAUCUGAUGUUGAACAACAGUUUGAAGUUGGAAGAACGAUACAGGUUCAGGUAACCAUUCAUGAAGCCACUGGGUUGCCACCAACUCUCUGUAACUACGUCUUUUGUCAAUACAACCUGUACGACCAACCUCUGACUGUCGUUCCACCGAUCAAUGUAGCCGUAUCUGCUGAUGGUGUGCCCAAAUCUAAUGCAAUGCAAUUCAAACAUUCACAGAUCUUCAACUUUGAGAUAAAUGAUGACUUUCUCGAGUAUAUUUCUGAAUCGUCUUUGGCCAUAGAGGUAUAUGGAAACCGAAGUCAGGGUUACGAGUCGCCAGAAAGAUACAAUUGGAAAAUACCAACUGACCAAGAUGACACUAAAACACCAGCGGAGAGCACUUUACCCAAAGUUCAAGUCAUACAUCGAAUAAGGUGGAAUGAGCUGGUCCGAAAGAUUGAGCUUUGGGCAGAAAUUCACGAACUGAACGAGCAAGGGACGUACUCUCCAGUUGAACUACAAACCAGGGAUGCAACUGAAUGUGGUGGCGUCUUUCAGCUAAGGCAGGGCUUUUCUAGACGAAUAGUCGUGCAGGUUGCUGUUCCAAAGCAGGGUCAGCUGCCAGUUGUGUUAGAACGAAUUAAAGGAAUAGCUAUUGGGAGUGUCAAAGUUCGAGUGAAAAUCCAGAAGGGCCUAGACAGCUACCAAGAACGUGAUUUGCAAAGAUUGCGUGAUAAAUGGUCCAGUUCCCUUUUGAAAAGACGAGAGUACCUGGAUGAAAAAAUACAAGGUUUGAUCAAUAAAAAAGAUAAAAGUGUCGCUGAUAAGGAAAGAGAAGGCCUAUUAAUUGACCAAUGGGUUUCUCUGACAGAGGAACGAAACAAUGUCUUAUGCCCUGCCCCCGGAAGUGGUGUGCCAGGAGCACCUAUUGACUGGAACCCGUGUCCUGGAAUGGAAAAGCACAUUCCGCUCAUUUUUCUGAAUUUAGAUGAGAAUGUCUUAGGAGGCUGCCCUGAUCUGGAGCCUGAACCAGCAGGUCUCAAAUCUUUGAUUCAGCUAGAGGAACCAGAUCGAAUGAUUGACCUCAACAUCUUGCGUUAUGAUCAGCAGAAAGUUAUUGCAUAUGCUUCCUGGGACUCUUCCAUGCAUGAUUCCCUCUACUUGAACCGAGUCACGCAGAACAACGAAAGGAUCUAUUUGAUUGUCAAGGUUACGUUACGUUUGUGUAGCCCUGCAGUUAUGGAUCUGGUAUUAAGGAAACGAAUAUGCGUUAAGAUCUACAAGAAGCAAGGCUUUAAGGAAAGUCUUAUGAAGAGAUUUAUUCGACCCACAAACGUGUUGUCAAGAAACGGUGUAACGUUCCAGUUGGUUUCUCAUAUUCCAAAGCAAUCAGGCGAAGAAACCGAGGAGCGUCAAGACUUAGCCCGCAAGGCUGCCGAUGCUAUGACGUCAGAACAAGAAAUAUUCGACGGAGAUGCAAUUGAAAAGUACAAUAAAGGUGUAACACGUGUAACGAAUAUUCUCAAUUUGCACAAGCUGCGGCAAAGAGUUUUGCUGGAAGAGAAGCUAGCAACAGUUGGCCGAUCUAAUCAAUCACUCAAGAAAUAUGCAAGCACGCCGAAUUUGUUCAAUGCAAAUCGAACGCAAAGUCUCACCAACCUGUUUAAAGCUUCAACCACUUUUGGCUCAAACUCUGAACUCGCUGAAAAAGACGAAGGUAAAUCGACAGAAAAGGAAAGGAGAAAUGAGCUAGAAGUCCCUCUCGCUUCAAGAUCAAUGAACGCAGGAGAGGCUGUUGUUAGGCGGAAUCGAUCAGGACCUCGUAUUCCAGCGAACAGACACAGUUUCUAUGGUUUUGAAUCGACUAGCCUGAUCCAGUCUCGCGAAAUCGUGGCCGAGUCACCGCCAGCAAAACUUCGGCUACCAGACACGCAGUUCUUGAAUACCAAUAAUUUGUCCAGUACGCCAGUUUCAAAAGUCCUGCACCCACUCAUUGAGGAUGAUAGCCCAACAUCCCCGUUUAAAUCGCAAAAAGCUUUAUUCGACAAAGAUUUAGGAAAAGACGAGGCCGUUGAAAUCUCUCAGAAUAGCGUAGAUUUGUCUUCUAUUAUUAUUGAGGGACCAGAUGAUGAUUUUGCAGAGAAUGAUAUAAACGAACAGAAUUCAAAUGAACGAGAAAGUGUUCAGUUGUCAGAGAAUACGGAGCAGGACGUUAAUGAUAAAGAUAAAAGUAGGAACAGUAUUGAAAUUAAUUCGAAUAAAAACGAACGUGUCGUGGCCGAGAUAGCAGAGGAAGGUCAGUUAUUGUCACGCGAGGAGGAGGAGAGUUUAGUAGAAGAUGAGAUGACGCAAGGCUUAAAAAUCGGUGACAAGAUCAAUCUUGGCGGGGAUAACACCGGUCAGGUGCGGUUUGUUGGAAAAACUGAGUUUGCAGAUGGCAUGUGGGCUGGAGUGGAAUUAACCAGCCCGAAUGGUAAAAAUGAUGGCUCUGUCAAUGGAGUGUCAUAUUUCAAAUGCGAUGACAAACAUGGACUAUUUAUAAGACUCGAAAAACUAAUGUCUCUAGUACAUUCUAGAUGAAGUAGUAAAAUUAUUAGUAUCUUAAUUUAAAAUUUGUCAACUGUUUUAGCAAAAACGACUCUUUAUUAGUGCAGGCAGUUUGGCUUUGCGAUUGAUCCCCGGAUAGUUUUAUUCCUUCUAGAAAAUAGUUUAAAUUUGUAGUUUUAUGUCAAACAUGUGUCAUUUUAUGAUAAAUUAUCGGCGAUCUUAAACACCCAAUAAUUCCAUCAAAUUCAAAUUAACAGAGUUUCUUCUGGUGUUGGCUGCAAUGAUAUGUUGACAAUAAUAUGUUAAUUAAAUUAAAUUUUUGAUAUAAAGCGUAAUACAUUUGCUAAAUUACCAGGCAUUACCAAUAUAUUUUACACGGCACCUGAGUUACAUUUAGCAGUUUCCAUAAAAUCUAACCCACCAGCUGACAUAAUUUGUUAUGUGUUCCAAGUCUUCUGUAUAUGUUAUAACCCAUUGAAAGUAUGCAUAUCGUUCGAAUUAAAACAUUUAGGUCUUAUAUUCAAUUGCCUGCAAAAUUAUAGAUAGGCUGCUAUUAUUUGUCCAAGAAAACAUACUCUUUUAUAUUCCAAGAUUUUUACGUAUAUUAAGUCUACAAAAGGCUACAUGACUCUGCUAAUAAAUAUUAAAGGGAUGAGCAUCUUUAAGUUUUUGCUUCAAUGUGCGAUAGGUCUAUUGGGUACAUGCAGAAAAUAGAAGGCAUUGUUUUGAAUUAGCAUUUUUCUGUUGGAUGGAAUUCAAUACAAUUUUUGCUUGACAUAUUUGCAAAACCAGCUUUGUGCUUUUCAUAGGGUUUUUUUUAAACCCAGAGAUGCUUAGAUGUUAACCUAAUUCAAAACAAUACCAGAAGGACAAUGAAAUUCAAAACAACACCAGAGUAUAAAUUGUUAUUUGAAAGUAGCACCAAAUUUAAUAUGUUUUAUCUUGGUUACUUGCAGUUACAGGCAUUUGCGUAAAUAAUAGCCCCCCUCAACAACGCCAAUGUGGACACGCCUUUUGAUAAGAACACAAUUCUCUAGCGAAACUAUGGUUUUCGGUUUUUUAUAGUUCAACCUUAAACCUUAUUCUGAUAUUUACUGUUUUAACCAUCUAUGUUAUAUUUCACUUUUAAGAUAUUAAGACGCACGCUUUUGUUUAUAUUACUGCAAAUUUUUCAGCUUUACAUUGUCGACAGCUUUUAAAACUUUUUUUAAGCAAUUUUUUUCCAUUAAUGGUUUUCGUGUGUGAUUUUAAAUGCAAGGCACAGCUGACUUAAGGAAGGGAAUAAAAUAGUCUGUAUUUUUUCAAGUUUAGUGCUCAGUUUUUCAAACAUAUUUUUGAUUAAGAAAUGGCCCUAAAUGGUGCUUAUUUUGAAAAUAGUUAUCGGUUGUAGCUUCAGCGUAUUGGAUGUAACCGAACUGGAGAUUUUAAACAAAUGUCAAAAUGAGAUAUCCACGUCACAUUGUUGGAUUUUUUUCAGUCUAAGAUCCUAAAACACGUGGCUAAAUAAUUCCAUAAUUUAAUUUUCAAUAAAAUCAUGAUUAGCGUUGCGGAGCCUCUUCUAAUGGAUAAGAAUAUUAAGGUCGAUAUUGUGUUUGGUGUUGGAUAAUUUUAACCCUUUGUUCAGAUUUUUGCAGAGUUUCGACAUAGGAUCUUAUAGUGGCUGUUGAUCAGUUUACAAAUAACAAACGGCUUUGUUGUAUCAUUGGUUUUCUUACGAGGAUCGUACUUUGAGUAUUCGUUGACUUGUAAUUGUCAAAUUUUUAUACUAAAGUCGUAUUUUAAAUUGAUUUCAUUUUUGUCGUAAUUGGAUGAUUUGAAAUAAGUGAAUGGCUGUUUAUGCCUAGUGUCACAAAUUGCUUGUGAUGAUUACGUCUUGAACAAUGUUAUUUGUGAAAUCUUAACUAUCAUGAAUGUAAUAAUAAAGUGAUUUAAUUGUAAAA
Messenger RNA from Rhopilema esculentum, 7232 nucleotides. NCBI's taxonomy places the organism in Eukaryota, Metazoa, Cnidaria, Scyphozoa, Rhizostomeae, Rhizostomatidae. The record is from RefSeq and is a predicted model, not a curated record.